AUACAUUAAAAUUUUUCAACUCUCUUAUUGUUGUGUGUCCUACCACCACACACUCACGGGUUCCUUCUAUGCACACACCACACACUCGCUCAAUAUAAAAUAUUGUUACCCUUGCCACCACCAAUCAUGAUAUAAUUACAAAUGCUUUAAUUUUGUAGAACCUUCUUCACCCUCACUCUUCAGUUGCCAUCCAUGGAUCAAUUUCCAAUUCUCCUUCUCCUUGUCACAUCUCUCUUCUGUUUCCCUUUUGUGCUCAUUGCUCAAUCUCCGACUCCGAUUAUCUCCAAAAUCAGUGUAGUAGGAGUUGUUUAUUGUGAUACCUGCUCCACGAGCACAUUCUCUAAACAAAGCUACUUCUUGCAAGGUGUUGAGGUUCACGUACAGUGCAGAUUUAGAGCAACCUCACCAAAAACUAACGAGCAGAUAAGCUUCUCAGUGAAUAGAACCACAGACCAAUAUGGAGUGUACAAGUUGGACAUACCAUCAGUGAAUGGAGUUAACUGCAUGGAUGGUUCUGAAAUUGUGUCACUUUGCCAAGCAAGUUUGAUAAGGAGCUCCACUUCCACUUGCAAUGUUCCCUUUCUCAAGAGCACAACACGUGAGAUUUCAGUCAAAUCAAAACAAGAUAACCUGUGUGAGUACAUAUUGAGUGCUCUCAGUUACAAGCCACCUCAAAAGAACACUACCUUGUGUGAACAUGAAAAUGAGCGAUUGGAAAACUCUAUGAACUCCUCAAAAUUCUACUUCCCUUGGCAUCAAUUACCCUUUCCAACCUCACCACCAAUACCAUCUCUACCUUUCCCUUUCCCACAAUAUCCUCCAUUCAAUUUACAGGACCCUACAACUUGGCAUUGGGUGCCUCAUAAACCUUCCCUUUCUCCACCUGCUUUUAAUUUAGGGGACCCCUCUACUUGGAUCCCACAUAUUCCUCCCUCACCUCCUAAUAUACCACAACACCAAAAUCCCUAGUCUCUUUUUCAUUUUCUUUCUUUAUUCUUAUCAUAAUUAUAUUUGUAUGGAAACAUGUGAUGUGAUUGUGUGGUGAAGAACAUAGUAUAGAAACUAUAGUGCAAUUCAGUAAAUUAAAACUUUAUUGGGUGGUAAUGUAAGUCGGUGUUGUCUUGUCCAGCUCACGUGUAUGCUAUGCUCUUAGGCAAAAAGGAAGCAGCUUACAACGAGAAUAAUGUGUGGACUGGUCACAAAAAGGGAUCAUAGGAUUUUACUUUAAUCAAUUCAAGAUAUGUUGGUUGGUAGAAUAUUAACUUUGAUGUCAACCUUUGUUUAAUUUAUUUAAAGUACUACAAUGUCUUGCUUAAUUCUU
This is a messenger RNA of Cajanus cajan (pigeon pea), 1321 nucleotides long. Its product is annotated as olee1-like protein. The record is from RefSeq and is a predicted model, not a curated record. NCBI's taxonomy places the organism in Eukaryota, Viridiplantae, Streptophyta, Magnoliopsida, Fabales, Fabaceae.